AUGGACACCUACGAACGAAAUGUUAUGCAGACGCUAAACGUGGUACCUCAAGGUGGUAGCACUGAUAUGAUGAAGAAAGUGGAGAGAGCGUUGAGGCUCAUCAAGACGGUGGAGGAAGCUGAGCGAUGGAUGAUACUUAAUAAGCAGAACAUCCGCUUAUUCAAAAAGAUGUUGAUGUUAAAGAAAGAAAAUCCUCUGCGUCUUGAAGCUAAUAUUGGACUUUGUAAAUCAUACCAGCGGCAACUUCACCGACUGCGAUUAGAUUUAGUUAAGCAAGGUGGUGGUGUCACCAAAAAACAAAAUCGACAUCUAAUCUGGGAGACAAUUGAAACCCACCACCAGGGCAGGGUGAAGACUGGUAUGAUUACCAAUUUGGAUUAUAAAGAUCCAAAUAUAUUUUUCAACCGGGCAUUUCCAAUGUUUAGAAGACACGUUCGGCGUGAGCUAGUGAAUCAUCCCCUCAAGGUGUAUAUUAUGUUCACGGGCAAUUUCAUUAAGCCCAGCACCAAAGAGGAGGAUUUGAAAACUUUUAUAACGUCGGCUAAGGAAAUGUAUCUGACAACGGACAUGCAGGAGUGGUACAUUGAUCAUGUCAAAAACUAUUUGUUGAAAAAAUUGGAAGAAUUCCAGGAACGCGAUAGCGGUUGGGCUCUUGACAUGAUCAUAAAUAUUCGAGUCCACAUGAAUAAGUACUCUCCGAUCACAGCUGGAACAUUUUGCGAACUACCAUCUGCAAUUAAAUGUAGAAAAGCUGUGAUUAAUGUCCGGAAUGAUGACCAACAUUGCUUUUUAUGGUCGAUAAUGUCAGCACUUUACCCGGUUGAAAAGGAUCCUCAACCAAAGUUGGCUCGAUCGGGUGUAACAAAAUUCGAGCAUAAAAUUUAUUUAUGUGAUCGAUGUCUCAACUAUUUUGCUACAGAAGGCAAACUCCAACAGCAUUCAGUAAAUUGUGGUGAAAAAGAAGCGGUGCGGGUACGAAUGCCUGAAACUGAUGACGAGCGGUUCGUUGAGUUCAAAGAUUUCAACAGCAAGGAACGUGUUGAGUAUAUGGUGUACGCUGACUUUGAGGCACUAUUGGUACCACAACAUCAUGAAGACAUGGAAAUGGAUCAUGGGUCUUAUACAAAAAAUAUUCAAAAACAUGUACCCUACAGUGUAGGUUACUAUGUUCAUUGUACCCAUGAUCCCAACCAAUCGUUUUAUAAGGCAUACCGUGGUGCUGAUUGUGUCAAGUGGUUUGUUCAUGAACUGGAACAAGUAGCGUACUCAUUAGAGCAAAAAAUAAAACACGUUAAACCAAUGUAUCCGCUCACCGUCGAACAAGAACUGGAUUUUAUGUCAGCAGAGAAGUGUCACAUUUGUGGUAAAGAUUUCGUAUCCAAUUCCAUACGUGUUCGCGACCAUUCACAUCGCACAGGUAUCUACCGUGGAGCAGCACACCAAUUUUGUAAUCUGCAUUAUCAAGAUUCAAGGGUGAUACCUGUUGUGAUGCACAACUUAAGUGGAUACGAUUCGCAUUUUAUUAUUGAAGCUCUGCUGACGGAAAUCGACGGUCAAGUUGAUGUGUUGCCCAUCAACAAAGAAAAGUACAUCAGUUUCACAAAGCACGUCUCGGACAUUCAAUUAAGAUUCAUUGAUUCCUUCCGAUUUCUCGCAGACAAGUUGGAAAAUCUGGCCUCAUAUUUAGAUAAUGAUAAAAAAUCCAUUUUACAUAAAGAGGUCAGUAAUGAUGAACAAUUUCAAUUGCUAACGAGAAAAGGUGUAUUUCCAUAUGAAUACAUGAGUAGCUGGGGACGUCUCCAAGAGACAAAAUUACCACCAAAGGAGGCGUUCUACAGUGUGUUAACAGAUGAACACAUAACGGAUGAGGAUUAUAACCAUGCGAUACAGGUAUGGAACACAUUCAAUUUACAUACACUAGGUGAUUAUUCAGACCUGUAUAUGAAAACUGAUGUGUUACUACUUGCGGAUAUUUUUGAAAAUUUCCGUAACACUUGUAUUCAUAGCUAUAGUCUCGAUCCUAGUCACUAUUACACACUUCCUGGCUAUACGUGGAGCGCCAUGUUGAAAUACACCAAUAUCAAAUUGGAAUUGUUCACGGAUAUUGAUGACUUGUUGUUUAUCGAGAAAGGAAUCAGAGGCGGUGUAAGUCAAUGUUCUAAUCGCUAUGCUAAGGCAAACAAUAAGUACAUGGAAGAGGGGUAUGAUAAAACUCAAGAAGAUGUCUACCUUAUGUAUUACGAUGUGGUGAACCUAUAUGGUGCAGCAAUGUGUGGAUACCUACCAACAGGAAAUUUUAAGUGGGUUGACACACCAAACAUCGAGGAUGUUGCAGAUGAUUCACCAGUCGGGUACAUUUUAGAAGUAGACCUUGAAAUACCCCAACAUCUACAUGAUAACUUUAGCGAUUUACCGCCAUGUCCGGAGACAACGAAACCACCUGGAUCAAAACAAAAAUAUCUUCUGUCAACCCUUUACAAUAAGACCAACUAUGUCGUGCACUACAGGAAUUUAAAACUGUAUACACAACUCGGUGUUAAGGUAACAAAAUACCACCGUGUGUUACAAUUCGAUCAAUCUGCAUGGUUGAAACCAUAUAUUGAUUUCAAUACCGAGAUGCGCAAGAACGCCUCAAAUGAGUUUGAAAAAGCAUUAUUCAAACUCAUGAUUAAUGCCAUCUUCGGUAAAACCAUGGAGAAUGUGAGGAAACAUCGGGUUGUGUACAUACGAAAAAAUUGGGAUGGAAAACAUGGUGUGAAGAAAUUAAUUGCCAACCCCAAUUUUCACAGUAUGAUGGUGCUCGACAAUGACGUCAGUAUUGUUGAAAUGAAAAAAUCACAGAUACGUUUCAACAAACCCAUCUACAUAGGCUUCACAAUUUUAGACAUAUCGAAAACGUUUGUGUAUGACUUCCACUACAACUACAUGUACCAACGGUACAACCCCACAAAUGUCAGGUUAUUAUACACAGACACCGAUAGUCUAAUUUAUAGCGUGAGAAAUACUGACGUCUAUGAGGUCAUGAAACAGGAUAUUAAUCGUUUUGAUACGGCUGACUAUGCACCCGACAACAUCUAUGGUAUGCCACUACGUAAUAAGAAAGUCAAGGGUUUAAUGUCCGAUGAAAAUAAUGGUGAUGUUAUGCUAGAAUUUGUCGGAUUACGUUUCCCAACAUUCACAAUUCGUCUUUGUUUUGCAUCGAAGCAAUUAUUUCCGCCAUUACAUCGAAGUAUUGAUUCAUUAUGUGAUGUAUAUGAAUCUUGA
Chrysoperla carnea is the source of this 3264-nucleotide messenger RNA. RefSeq lists its product as uncharacterized. The transcript has 6 exons. The record is from RefSeq and is a predicted model, not a curated record. Bases 1 to 3264 code for a protein of 1087 amino acids. Lineage: Eukaryota; Metazoa; Arthropoda; Insecta; Neuroptera; Chrysopidae.